Messenger RNA from Hippocampus zosterae (dwarf seahorse), 3680 nucleotides. Its product is annotated as protein FAM171A2. The transcript is spliced from 8 exons. Lineage: Eukaryota; Metazoa; Chordata; Actinopteri; Syngnathiformes; Syngnathidae. The record is from RefSeq and is a predicted model, not a curated record. The coding region runs from base 191 to 2617 and encodes 808 amino acids.
AUACUGCCGUCCACAAACAAGAGGCGCGUCAAUGUGUGUGUGUGCGCGCGCGCGCACUGCAGCAUCACGUCGCGGCCCAGACGCGAACCAGCACUUCCUUACAGGCUCCGGGACCGAGACCAGGAUCGGGACCCAGUGGGACCGAAGCGGCAACCACUCAGUCCGUCCGUCAUGACAUGUAGCUGCGGCGAUGGCGGCCGUGCGCGUGUUUCGUGUGCUCGUCUUGGCGUGCGUGUGCGCGCUGUGGGAGGCCAAGUCCGUGCACGAGCAUUUUGAGGUCCAAAUCAAAGUCCAGGUGUUCGACAACAGUGACCUGACUCCGCUAGCCGACGCCCUGGUGGAGGUCCACGGCAACCAGAGUGUAUUGGCAACGGCUCGUGCUGGCGCAGACGGCGCGGUGACGGUGGACUUUGAGUACCGUGCUGCUAGCUGGGUCAUCAUUAGCGCUGCCAAAGCAAACUACGUCACCAACUCGGUGCCGUGGUUCUCGGGCCGCCCGCCCCUGUACGCCUCAGUAAGUUUGUACCUUCUGGUUCAUCGACCCGGUACGCUGAUUCUGUAUGAUGACGUCCUUCUCGUUCUGUCCGGCUCACCAGGUGGCGGCGAGCAUCCCGUGGUGCAAUUUCCCCGGAAGUCGUUGCAACUUCCACCCGACUCCAACGGGACGGCGCUGGCGGCCUCGCUGACCGCCGCCAGGACUCAGGACGAGAUGGGCGGCUUCCCCUUCUUGCUGGGCCGCGAGACCAACGGCUCAGGCGCAGACGCGGGUUGGACUAACUUGAUGCCGUUGGCACUCGUCGGCGUGGAGCUUUCGGACAAAGACGGCAGCCCCGUCCCUGUUUCGGACUCCAUCCGCAUUUCCGUGCCGCUUCCGUCCGACACGCGCAAUAGGAUGGCCACCAGCGUGCCCACGUGGAUGUAUCAGCAGCACACGGGGCUGUGGGUGCGCAACGGUACGGGCUACAUCCAGAAGGAAGGCUCGCACUUUGUGUGGAAGGCGGUGCUCUCUCAAACGGGCUACUGGGUGGCCGCUUUCCCCGCCUCCUCAGGACUGGUCCCGAGCCACCCGGGCCUGAGGGACAUCACCGCCUACCACACCCUGUUCCUGCUGGCCAUCCUGGGCUCUUUGGCUCUGCUGGUUCUCAUCCUGCUCUGCGUCCUGCUCUACUACUGCAGGCGGAAGUGUUUGAAACCUCGCCGGCAGCUCGGGAAGCCGCUCCCCUCCAACGGCAACGGCGCCAAGCGGGACCAAGGCACGUCCACGUCGCGCCUCAAUCUAAUAUGCGGCGGUCACGCCGAGUCGGGUCCGUCCGACGAUAAGUCGGACCCGUCGCCCUCGCGGGACUACCGCGGCUCUCGCGAGGACCUAUCCAAGCACGUGGCCGCUCACAAGCUGCGACAUUCCACGGGCAAAACCACUUGCGGUUCUCAGCGCGGCGAAUGCUUCGCCAUGAAGGCCACCCGAGCCACCGACACCAACAACCUGGACAACCCGCUGCUGCACGAAGACUACGAGCAGGGCUACGGUCCCAUCGAGGGCGGCAAGUCCGACUAUCACCGGCAUCACAGCGCCAACGACAAUCGCGGCUACUCGUCCGACCCGCCGUCGCCGCCGCGUUUCCAAGGCUACGUGCCGAGCCAGCCCGACAAACCUCCGGAAUAUUCGGCGGCGGCGGCCGACAGCCUGGCCCGGCCCACCUCGCUCAACACCCAGCCGGGCCAGAUCAUCUUCUGCAGCUCCAUCGAUCAGAUGAAGGAGAACAUGUACCGCAGCAUGGUGCCCACCCUGGUCAUCCCCGCCCACUACAUGCGCCUGCCCUCCGAGUUUGCCGGCAAGGACGGCAAAGAGCCGAAGGAAGGCAACAAAGAUGGCGUCCAGAUGGGAGGAGCCCAGCAACAGCAGCAGCAGCAGCAGCAACAACGGCAGCAGUGCGGCCCCGCCGGCGACCAGUCGGAGGACCCCGGCUGGACGCCCGACUCGUCCGGGGGAGCCGUCACAUUCCCGGUGCUGUUCAACGACUCCACCAUGGCCCAGAUGAACGGCGAACUGCAAGCCCUGACGGAAAAGAAGCUUUUGGAGCUGGGCGUCAAGCAGCACCCGCGGGCCUGGUUCAUCUCCUUGGACGGCCGCGCCAACGCCCACGUGCGCCACUCCUACAUCGAUGCCGGCAACGACCUGAGCGGCGGCGGAUUUGGCGGCGGGGCCGGAAGCUCCGCCAGAGACGCCAACCUGGUACCGCCCCUGGAGGCUCACGAGCGCAAGAACGCCAGCGGGCUCAAGGCGAAAGACGAACGCUGGGAGACGGGACGCAAGGCGCGCGGCGGGGCGGGGAAAAGCUACUCCAAGCUGGCCUACCCCGACCGCGGCGACCCCGGCGGCGAUGGCGGCGGCGGUGGCGAGGGCCGCCCCGUUUCCCCCGAGGAGAAUUCCCUGACGCCGCUUCUGGACCAGGGGCCGUCCGGUCGCGCGUCCGCCGUUCCUCGCAAAGGCCGCGAGAACCGCCACGACUCCAUGACCAGUCCCGAUGAUGACACCGAGGACAAAGAGGAGAACCGCAAGAGUCCCUGGCAGAAGAUCGAGGACAGGCCCCUCAUGGUCUUCCAUCCCAGGAAGUGAAAAACCUGCAGCCGGCGUUCACGCCAUGGAAAGCCCUUUUCGGCAUUUUCUCCCUUCAUUCUUAUUCUCCGGCACUCGGCGAACCGUUUUGUCUGACCACUGAUCCUUUUCCACUACUCUAUGGCACAAUCGGAGAACAACUACGGCGCGCUAGGAGAACGACGAGGACCCUGUUUAUUUUUUUCCCCCACCUCGACGACUGGGUGGCACACAAAUGUCACGGAGUAGUGGAAAAAAACUUUGUAAACAUGAUCUACUAGUCUGUGAAAUUGUCUGAGUAAUAAGGGCAAAGUGUCGCGCACAAGUCGAAUAUGGAAGGGAUGCUCAAUCGACUUUCCAUAAUUGCCGUCACAACAAGCACAAGCAUGCAGGUUCCUGAUUGGUUGUCAGGUUUGUGCCAAGGGGGGGAGUACACUGAGCCCCGUCACUUGCUAGCGCAGCGACCACGCCAACCGGGUCACGCCGGCCACCCACAGAGGAUGAAGCAGCCAUUUUUCCAAGCACUUGUGAUCUCUGUGUGGUUAGAGUGCCUCGUCGUGCCACCCCUUUCCUCACCAGGCACCAGCGACUCAGUUGUGAGUGUUCGAUUAGGCCUCUUAAUUAUUCGAUAGGUCACUACAGCCGUCUCCUCCUCCAAGUGCCUUGUUCUUUGGCGUGGAGGUUUCUACUCUAGCGUCUCGCGCCACCUGACGGACAGUCGGCGCCGCCAACCACGCAUUCGACCCCCCCUCCCGCGCGGAGCGUCCGCUGCCAAUCUUGCAUUUGACUUUCACGUGCAUGUUUCCAUUGCAAAGGUCACAAUGUGGACUUCCGGUCGUCAAAGUUUACAUGAACGUCUUUUUCUUCUUUCAAAUCCCAACUUUUUGCUUGUAUCCUAUUGCUGACAUUCAAGUGCUGUUUUGUGUUUGUGUUGAUACCUUUUUGAUCAGCCACAAUGACCACUGCACUUGUUUACUUUUACUUCUUCUUGUGGUUGUGAAAAUGAGGAGGCACAAAGGGCCUCCAUCACGUGACAAGUGUAACCUUUGUGUACAAAGUAGAAAUAAAUGUGUUCCCUAACUCA